CAUCAGUCCCUCGGGGAGUGUCCAGAGCUGCUGGGCAAUGGCGCUACUCCCAGGACAGCCGGGUGCCUGCCACCCUGGCCCUGGCCUGACUUCCCCAUGCCCUGGGUGGGGACUGACUGGGGAUGCCCUUUCCACCACGGCUCCCUGCAAUGUGUCCCGCUUGCCUUGCAGACGGACCAGUGGUCAGAGCUGACAAAAGCUCUGCAGGAGCAAGUUGAGGUCAAGAAGGUACUGUGGCCAGGAGGGAUGGGGGCUCGACACGUUUGUGAGGUUAAAGCCCCCUCAGAGCGAGCGUGGCAUGGACUCUUGACUGGGCCCUUUGCUUUUCCAGCUGCUCAGGAACAAGCUCCAGCACCUCCAGGAGAGACAGGAAUGCCUGCGAGAGCCAAGAGCUUUCAGGGGGAAGAAGGUGCAGGCAGAACCACCAGAGGAGUCGCUGCUGCAGGAGAUGGUGGCCGUGCAGCUGGUAGGACAGACAAGCCCGCUGUGGGCCUUGGGGAGGGAAGGGUCUGCUCUGUGCCCGAGGAACAUGAGGGCACUGGUCUCAGCGGGGACGAGGGAGGGGCUCUGAGCCCCCAAACCUCGGCCCCCUCGCACACCCCAACACAUGUCCCUGCUGUGCCUUGGCCUGUAGGAGGAGCAGCUGGCGUCAAGGAGGCAUGGCAUCACUUCUUGGCUGAGGAGACUUCUUCUGUUCCUCGCCUUCCUCCAGAUCGCCAUCCUCAUCGUGGUUGUGCUGAAGGGAGACAUCCUUGACUGGGUCCUGCCACCAAAGCUGGCGGCCGCCUUUGGGAGCCGCCCAGCGAGGUCCCAGCUCUUCUGAGAUAAAGCAGG
This is a messenger RNA of Grus americana (Whooping crane), 834 nucleotides long. RefSeq lists its product as uncharacterized. The transcript has 3 exons. Lineage: Eukaryota; Metazoa; Chordata; Aves; Gruiformes; Gruidae. Bases 97 to 756 code for a protein of 219 amino acids. The record is from RefSeq and is a predicted model, not a curated record.